UUGGCGUUGGGUGUGGACGCGAGUGGCGGUAAGCAGGCGGCGUCUCUGGGAAACAGCUCUUCCAUCUCUCGUGACUCUGGCGCCGAUGCGGCAGUAGCUGGGUGCCAGUUCAACGAUUCCCUCAAUAGUUCAAGUGACAAUUGCCCAGCCAAUAACAACUUUCCGACGAAGUCAACGCAAACUGAUUCCGAUUCGAUUGUCUCUCGAUCCUCAUCGAUUUAUUACGCACAGGAAAGGAAAGCCAAGCAUUAAGUUUCAGUGAAAAAGUUUCCUUGGCUCCGUUGGCCUGCGCGUGCUAGCGAAGCGAAGCCAAAAAUUUCGCAAAUGUGUUUUCCAAACGUCGGGCUAAACCAAUUAACAGAAUUCGUUCUUGUGUAAUAAAUAAAUUGGCAACAAUUAUAACUUGCAAUCUCACUCAAGCAUAAUCAAAUGAAAAGUCCAACAAAAUGUUUACGGCAAUUGCAGCUCAAAGCGGGAGACCAUAGACGGUUUUCAAGGUGUUGUGGUAGUGGCACGAAAACUCAAAGGAAGCCGCAAGGCUCGACCAGAAAUAUAUAAUUGGUAUUGCAGAAAGAAGCCAAGAAGCCAAGAAGCCGCACACAUCGCACAUUCCGUCCGCUUUCAGCCGAGGCGCAUGUGAACCUAACCGGAGCCCAAAGAGAGCACGUGGGCGUGAUGCCAUCGGCGCAUCAGAUCCUGUUCGUAAAUGUCACCACAACGGUGGCGGCGGCGGCUCUAACCGCUGCGGCCGCCGUCAGUACCGCAAAAUCCGGUAGCAGCGAUGCCACACGUCCGUAUACGAAUACGAAUACGGAUGCGGAUGCGGAUGCGGCUGAGGGAGUGGAAGGGCAGACAGUGUCCAACAUAUCCGGCUCGCUGGUGGAUGGCCUGACCACAGUGGCGGCGGCACUGAGCACAACUCCGGCGGAAGCGGACUCCGGCGGCGAGUGCGGCGGAGAGGUGGAGGAACUGCACACCAGCGUGUUGGGCCUGCAGCUGGCGGUGCCGGAGUGGGAGGCCCUGCUGACCGCCCUGGUGCUGUCGGUCAUCAUCGUGCUGACCAUCAUCGGGAACAUCCUGGUGAUCCUGAGCGUGUUCACCUACAAGCCGCUGCGCAUCGUCCAGAACUUCUUCAUCGUGUCGCUGGCGGUGGCCGAUCUCACGGUGGCGCUGCUGGUGCUGCCCUUCAAUGUGGCCUACUCGAUCCUGGGCCGCUGGGAGUUCGGCAUCCACCUGUGCAAACUGUGGCUCACCUGCGACGUCCUGUGCUGCACCAGCUCCAUCCUGAACCUGUGCGCCAUCGCCCUGGACCGCUACUGGGCCAUCACGGACCCCAUCAAUUACGCCCAGAAGCGGACCGUCGGUCGCGUCCUGCUGCUCAUCUCCGGUGUGUGGCUGCUCUCGCUGCUGAUCAGCAGUCCGCCGCUGAUCGGCUGGAAUGACUGGCCGGACGAGUUCACCAGUGCCACGCCCUGUGAGCUGACCUCGCAGCGCGGCUACGUCAUCUACUCCUCGCUGGGCUCCUUCUUCAUUCCGCUGGCCAUCAUGACCAUCGUCUACAUCGAGAUCUUCGUGGCCACGCGGCGGCGUCUGCGCGAGCGGGCCAAGGCCAACAAGCUCAACACGAUGGCGCUCAAGUCCGCCGAGCUGGAGCCCAUGGCCAACUCCUCACCUGCCGCCGCCUCCACCUCCGCCUCCGGUUCCAAGACGCGUCUCCUGGCCAGCUGGCUGUGCUGCGGCAGGGAUCGCGCCCAGUUCGCCACGCCCAUGAUCCAGAACGACCAGGAGAGCAUCAGCAGCGAGACCCACCAGCCGCAGGAGGGCUCCAAGGCGAGGACGGGAUCACAGAGCCACGGCGAUCCGCAGCAGCAGCAGCAGCACGUAGUCGUGCUGGUCAAGAAGUCGCGGCGCGCCAAGAUCAAGGACUCGAUCAAGCACGGCAAGGCCAGAGGUGGUCGAAAGUCGCAGUCCUCGUCCACCUGCGAGCCGCACGGCGAACAGCAGCUCCUGCCCUCCAGCGGAGGUGGUGGCUGCAGGACCGGCGGAGGAAAGUCCGAUGCCGAGAUCAGCACGGAAAGUGGCAGCGACGCCAAGGGUUGCAUACAGGUCUGUGUGACCCAGACAGACGAGCAGACGUCCCUCAAAUUGACCCCGCCGCAAUCCUCGACUGGGGCAGCCACCGUUUCCGCCACGCCGCUGCAGAAGAAGCCGAGCGGAGUGAACCAGUUCAUCGAGGAGAAGCAGAAGAUAUCGCUGUCGAAGGAACGCCGAGCGGCCCGCACCCUGGGCAUCAUCAUGGGCGUGUUCGUCAUCUGCUGGCUGCCCUUCUUCCUCAUGUACGUCAUCCUGCCCUUCUGCCAGAGCUGCUGCCCCACGAACAAGUUCAAGAACUUCAUCACCUGGCUGGGCUACAUCAAUUCCGGUCUCAACCCGGUCAUCUACACCAUCUUCAACCUGGACUACCGGAGGGCUUUCAAGCGGUUGCUGGGCCUGAACUGAGCGCCCGGAGAGUGUUGCUCAGAGUUUGUGCCAAACGUAAAUAGAGGUUUAUCCGACCAGCAAAGAUCAAGAUCUCAGUCGUAAGUUGAGCCCCAACUUGAAAACUUUCGACGUGGAACCAAAUAAUCAAAUUUCUCAAACUGCUCGUUUCCUCAUAAAUCGCAAUUUUGAGCCCUAAGCUUUUAUCCCAAAAAAGUACGACGGCUUUAAUUUUGACUGUACACAAAUUUGUUUCUUAAAUUUAAAUUUAGGUUAGGCUUUUUUUUCUUAUGUUUCCAUAGUUUAAUUUAAUGUUGUGUUUGGAUCCAAUCUAGUCAAAAAAUGGUGAAAACAUAAUGCGAUUUCAAACAACAGAGUGUUUUCAGAAUUUUUUAAAGUGUUGAAAUUGAUCCGAUGAUAUUGAUCAACAUUACAAGAAUAAUAUAAUAAUAAUAUGGCCUUUUAAUUUGGAAGUCUUUAAGGAAUUAAAAAAAGUGUUUUUUUUUAAAUUAAAAGCCUAUUUGGCAGAUCUUUUCUGUAGGCCUACUAAAUUUCAUAUGAAAUUUGUAUGAUCAAAUUUUGCCAAUUGAAACUGCUUGUUUUACAACAUUUUAUGCCAUUAAAAUAUUUUUAAGUUUAUGUGUAGAAGUUCCUCUGUUUUCAGUUCGGCUUGUUUCUUUUGUUGGGGAAAACUAGUGCCCACUUAAAUAAUUAAAAACUGUUCAAUACUCAUAUUAUAAGGGGUUGUGCUGGGAUAAAAAUGAGGAGAUUUGCAUCCAGCCGUACACGUCUACUAAGAAAAACAUCAAAAUUACAAAGUAACAAAUUGCAUAACCAUACAUAAACAUUAUACAGGAUAAGUGACAUCCCAUACGAGAAUCAUAAUCAUCAUAAUGAAUUUAAUAUAAUUAAAUUAAAUGUUUAGACACAAGAUUUGUGGCAACUUUCGUGUUUCACCCUAUGCGUAUGGAAAAACCAAAUCGGUGUUAGUUAAAUUCAAUCUGCGCUCAAAAUAUGUAUAACAACUAAGCUAAACACAAACUUCCAAGAAAUAAAAUUUGUUUUCUAGGCAUUACUUUAACGAUUUGUAUUUAAAUGUAAUUUAAUUGUAGGUAAGCAAAAAAACAAA
Messenger RNA from Drosophila elegans, 3607 nucleotides. It is a transcript of the gene Oct-TyrR, whose product is annotated as tyramine/octopamine receptor. Gene Ontology annotation, biological process: adenylate cyclase-activating adrenergic receptor signaling pathway. NCBI's taxonomy places the organism in Eukaryota, Metazoa, Arthropoda, Insecta, Diptera, Drosophilidae. The record is from RefSeq and is a predicted model, not a curated record. The transcript has 4 exons. Bases 676 to 2499 code for a protein of 607 amino acids. Gene Ontology annotation, cellular component: membrane. Gene Ontology annotation, molecular function: octopamine receptor activity.